AUGUGCAAUAAAUACUAUGAUAGCAAUAACAUCUUUGCUCAAAUAUUAAGGGGUGAGUUGCAAGAAGGUUUAUGAGGAUGAGGAUGUCUUGGCAUUUUACGAUAAGUAUCUGAUGCACCAUUUCACAUUUUAGUUGUAACGAAAAGUCAAUAUAUUUCAUAUGAUGAUUUUAUUUUUAAAGCUUCUGCGGAGGAAAUAGUAGGCUUCUUUAAAACUGUAAGAGAG
Molecule: messenger RNA, 225 nt
Organism: Brugia malayi
Lineage: Eukaryota; Metazoa; Nematoda; Chromadorea; Rhabditida; Onchocercidae
Source: the annotation of a RefSeq genome assembly